Messenger RNA from Sporothrix brasiliensis 5110, 6780 nucleotides. RefSeq lists its product as uncharacterized. Bases 1 to 6780 code for a protein of 2259 amino acids. The transcript has 3 exons. The record is from RefSeq and is a predicted model, not a curated record. NCBI's taxonomy places the organism in Eukaryota, Fungi, Ascomycota, Sordariomycetes, Ophiostomatales, Ophiostomataceae. Gene Ontology annotation, biological process: regulation of transcription by RNA polymerase II. Gene Ontology annotation, molecular function: transcription coregulator activity. Gene Ontology annotation, cellular component: mediator complex.
AUGGCCAGCGAGUCGUCGCAGUCGCAGGUGUCGCCGCCCGUGCCGCCGCUUCCGGGUGGCGGCCGCCGGAUGGACGAUGCCCAGCCGCAGCAGCCGCGGGGAAAUGACAAGCAGUUGUCGCAGAUGCAGGUGCUGCAGCAGCGCAUCCUCCAGCAGCAGAUGAAGAUGCAGAAGCAGCAGCGGUUGCAGCAGCUCCAACAAAAGCAGCAACAUCAGAAACAACAUAUCCAGCAGAUACAGAAGCAGAUGGCGCACAAACAAAAACAGCAGCAGCCCCAGCAGCCACCACAGUCUCCAUCCCAAUCCCAAUCCCAGUCUCAGCCCCAAGCUCAAUCACAGCCACAACAGCCGGGCAGCAACGACGGGGCACAGCACCACAAACCCAGGCAAAAACCAGCAAAGAAACAGCUGCAGAAACAAGCGCCGCCACUAAUUGCCCGGGCCCAGCGCGUUGACGGCUAUUCAAUCUCGCGGGGUCUCCGGAAGGACGGCCUGUAUCGCAGCCUGAACACGGAGCCCGAGACUGAAGCUAGUUUUGCGGCGUCACAUCCGACGUCACACCCGCCGUCACAACCUCAACCGCUGCCGCUCUCCCAUUCAUCUGACCAAGGCCUUUCGUCGGGCGCUGCCACUCCGAAAAGCAUUGGAACCGACGCCUCUGACCCGUCCUCUAGAACCUCCAAGUCCUCAAAAUCCGAACUUCCGAUAUGUUCAAGCCGCGGACGAGCUCCGUUCAACGAGUUUAGCUGGGCCAUCGAAUCGCCGCGAAACGACGUUGACGUACCGCCAACCACGCCAACCACAACCCCGCAAGCUGGCUCCGCGUCCUCUCCGACCGGCACUCCCUCCGCCGGAAGCAACGGCGGCAGCCUACGGGCGUCCAUGUUCAAGAAGUCGACUACACUUGCCUAUGGCGGCGGCUCUUCGUCUGGCAACCAAAAAGACGCCGAUGGUGUUGACAAGGACGGCCUUGCAAAGCCAUGGCACCUCGACGUGCCACCAGGCAUACCGUACUAUGUCGUUCCGUCGACUGGUCGACGCCUCGGCGCAUUAACAAAGGGUGGCUCGCGCAGCUUUGCCCAGUCGCCGACCCAGGCACAGCAGAAGGGAUCCUCUGCCAACGGGACUCGCACCGGCGCCAGUCCGUUUGCCAACAGUCGCACCGUGAGCGGCAGCGGCAGUUUCGGCGCAAACGGCAGUGCGAGCCCGAGUGGCACCAACAACACUGCCGUGCGCAACAACGGCAACAAUCGGAACAAAGUUGCUGGUGGUGUCGGGUCCAAAACAUCCUCCGCUGCCAACCGGGUCCAGAAGCCUGCGGUCCGCUAUCUCGACUUCAACCCGUGGAAAGGCCGCCAUCUCGAAGACCGCUUGACGGACUCGACCGUCCGUAUGGGCCAAUAUGACCGGCUGCCAAACCCCCAGUCGCAUACAACCGAAACGACCUCUGCACGUGGCUGGCUGCCUCUUUUGCUGCGGCAGAAGAACAGCACCAUGGUGCUGGGUCAGGCACUGGCGCUGGCCAACGCCCUCUCGCGCGAGAAGAACCACAUCCCGCCCGCCUCGCAGUUCAAGCUGCCGCCUCGUGUCACCGUCACCGACACUCGCCGCGAGACCUGGCUACGCGACCUCACAAACGCCGGCAUCCCAUUGCGGAAGCUGAGCCGGACCAUCCCGCAUGGUCUUCGCGGCAAGGUCCUGCUCGAGCAGUGCAUGCUCAAGUCGGUGCCCGUGGAUCGCGCCAUGUGGCUUGCGCGCUGUGUUGGCGCCCAAGAACUGCGCGCUUUCAAGCGGAAAGGGACGGCCAAUGUCUCUGCCUUGGCCGAGUCUGAGCUGCGCUGGCUCAAGGACUGGACGUUGACGGUCCAGCAGUUUGUCGAGGCUUUUCUGGUGGAGAUCAAUCUCGAAAAGGGCACGGGUGAGGAGCGCCUGCAGUACGCUGCGCGCUUUGCUCGACAGCUUUACGUCGAGAGGCUGCUGGAUCACGACCAGUUCCUCAACUGGAUGCUGGUCGGCUUGCGCAACGCCGCACGCCUCCCUGCGGCCGCCUCCGUGUCUACGCCCUACUUUGACCUGUGGCUCUUCAUAGUGGAAGAAUACUUCCACGGGAUCAUGCAACGGCGGAAAACGAGUGCGCACCUUGCUGUCUCUAUUCUCUCUCGCCUCGAAUUCUUAUCCCACUUCCAGUCAGGGACGAUAUCGUCGGCCCAGGCAAAGAAGCUUCUCCAAAUUAUGGUGCAAAGCCACCCAGACGCCUUUGUGUCCCACCCCGUGUGGCCUCGGUACGAGACGUUGCUGCACACUACCCUUCUUCCCGCGCCGUCGCCUUCGGCACCUGAACAGCCGCCACCUGCUCUGCUGGAUGCGGUGUCUACCAUCCGCCAUCGCAACGACUGCCUUCGCCCAGAAACAUCCGCUGAGAUGGUUCAAGUCGUCAACUACCUCCAACCCCUGGACAGUGCACUACGCUGCCCAACCGACUUUGCGUCACAUUUCGCCGAGUUCCUCCGCCUCGACAAGCGCGAGACAGUCCCGUUUGUGAUCCGGUGGUGCGCGUCGAUCCACCGACCGGGGCUCGCCAAGAUCUACAUUGCUGCCCGCCUUAUCGGCGAGCUCUGCCAGAUGGACGCGAAGCUGGCUACAAACUAUAUGCUGGGCUUCCUUUCGUCUGACCGCGAAACCGCCAGCGCUCGGAACCAUGCAGCAAACGACAGUGGCAGCCGAAAGAAGAGCACCAGCACGGCGCUGUCCAAGUCACGCCAGGCGAAGUUGCAGACAAUCCAAGACCAGCAGCCCGAGGGCAACAAGGCACUGUACCAGCUUGUGGGCCUCCUCGUCGCGCAAGAUCUGUUCCUGCCUGCCCACUACCUCGCUUCGCUUAUCCUGCGGAGCCGACCGUCCGACGCAGACGAGAUCGUCCCAGAAGGUCGCCCGCACGUCCGUCUUGUGGCCGAGCUGCCCGUCCACCUUCUCAACCAGUCCACGUCCAGUCUCCGUGCAAACCACCUCCGGCGCCUGGGCUACGAUACCGAGUACGAGUCCCAGGACACGGAGCGGAUCUUGGACCAGGUACAAGAGGUGUUUACAGAGAUGGCUGCUGCGGCUCAGACGAUUCCCGUGACGACAAACACGGCCGAUGAGACGCCGGGUUCGACGAUGACUGCCGCUUCCCCUGUUGGCAUUGUCGCGGCUGAGCCGCCGAGAGAGGCCCGCGCCGCGGCUUCUGUCAUCAAGCUGGCACGUACGGUUGAGAACCGGAGCCGCAAUGUCAAGAUGGCCGUCGCCGACUGGCUGCAGAAGAAUGUCGUCACAGCCAUGCGCACCUACAGCAAAUUCGUCAUGGGCGAGAUCGACGGACACGGAGCCAAUCCUGGGGCAGUGGGUGGUCGCCGGCCGUCCAGUAAGGCUGACACGGUGGCUGCACCCAACGGCAACGGACAGCUGCGUCCCUAUGCUACCAACCCUGCCAACCUGUCCCUCGAGCGCGUCAACGCUGUCCGGUCCCUCAUCGAGAAGACCGACGACCUGCGUCUGUUGUCCGAGUUUAUCCUUGCUGUGGCCAGCUACCCACAAAGCAUCAGCGUCAUGGCCCUGUGUGCCGACACGGUCAACCUCUACCUCGGCGCCUUUUUGGCCAUGGGCAACGCUCGCACGCUGUACGACAAGGUCAUGGCACGGGCGCUGGCCAUCACCGUCCGUGUCGACUCGGGUGCCAACACAGCCUACCAGACGCUCCUACCGCCUGGCACCGAUGUCCGACCGUUGCUGCUGGCGCUCCCUGCUCUCGCAGAGAAGAUGCCGCAGCCAGGGCCGGGCAGCGUCAUGCUCGGCGUCAACGGGCAGCCGAUUCGUCUGAUUCCCAAGGCGGCCUCUGCUCUGGGUGGCGCUAGCAAAAACGGUGCGUCCUCGGGCACGAGAGAAGAGCUGAUGAAGAAGCACUUUGAAGUCGGCACCGCUAUGGCCGCGGACAUUCAGGCACGCCUGCUCGAGAUCGAUCAGCGCCUUUCGGUCGCGACAUACGACGCCGACUGCUCGCCUCUCUCUGACGGCCGCGCCGCGCAUGUGCCGCAAGAAGACGCCGAUGCCGACGAGGUCCGCGAGGAGAUGGUGAAGCUUGCCAGCAGCAGCAGCUCCAUUGACAGCACGACCAUGGACAACCUAUUUGGCACCAUUGCGAUGAUCAGCCAGGGGCGCUGGCGGCGGAUCCAGCCCGACGGCGACCUCGCCGCGCAGGCACGCACGCGCGAUGAUUAUCGUCUGUCGGGCAGCCUGUUUGCGCGGCUUCGGCGCUUCAACCCCGCCCACUUUGACACCAUCAUGGUCAAGUGGCUGAAGAGACUCCGAACGAUGCGCGACCGCCCUGCCAUUGGCACGCUGUACCCUGUCUUUGUUGUCUUUGGCUGCCUCGACCUCGCCAGCCUCUUGGCCACGACCGCCGACGAGCAGCCCCGCGAGGCCGGCGCCAUGAUCCAGUCCCCCGCGCGUAACACGUGGCGCACAUCGUACCUGCAGGACGUGUUGACGCUGCUGUCCGUGCCGAUCGCCGACAGCCACCCUGUGCUGACGUGCGACGAGUGCCAGCGCUUCCGUGUGUUCCAGGACGAGGCGCUGUACGUUGCGCCUGCUGGAAUUGCCGCCUUGAUCCGCAAUGCCAUUGCGGAGAUGACGCUCUGGCGUCACCACCAGCGCCAGAAGAGCCAGGGCCUGGUGGCCAUGCAGCCGGCCUCGGGCGCCGUGGCGCGCAACCCCAUCAAUGCCCUCUCGGUAUCGCGACUCUUGCGCUCUGCGGCCUUUGCCGAUGCCCACAAGGCGGGUAUCGCGCUGGCCAAGACGACGGACCAGACUGUCCGCAGCGGCCUAUGGGAGAUGAUGACUCUGGCGCUGACACGGCAGGUGGCGCCGGGCCGGUCGCCGCUCGAGAUGCUGCGCGGGCUCGACAUUUUCGCCGCCGAUGCUGGCCAGGUGGCGCUUGGCCUCAUCGUGUCUCCAGGGCCGUAUGCGUCUGCAGCGGAGCGCACCAAGGAAGCCGACAACCUCGCCAACCUGAUCCUGCGCGCCGUGUCCGAAUUCCAGUUCGCCACCCUCAGCGUCCUGCACAGCCUGCCGUCCGACAUGGCGACCAGCCUCAAGGACCACGCCCAGACUCGGUUCCUCGACACGGUGCCGACGCGGAAGCAGUUGACAGCCAUGUCCUCGACACCAUCGACCCCGGCCAUCGGUACUACCGGUGGCGGCAACAACGGCUUCGGCGACGGUUUUGACGUCGCGAGUGGCUUCCUAAACAUUGUGCGGACCAUUCUGCUCAAUCAUCACCAGCAGUUCCAGAAGAAGCUCGAGCAACAACAUCAACAACAGCAGCAGCAGCAGCAGCAGCUAUCAACAACGGCGACGACGGCAGGCAGCGGUCCUUCGAACACGCAACUCCCGCCUCCGCACUCGCCCGGCUUGCUACCUGCGUCUGGCAUCCCGCCACUCGACUCUUCGGUCGUCGACAAGCUCGGCGAGCUGUGGUGCCUCCUGCAGGAACCGACGUCUGCCGCAGCGCGCAAGGACAAGGACCUGCCCGCGAUCGAUGCCGAGCGCAUCGUCAACCUCAAGCAUGCCAUUCUGCGCGACUGGCUGCCGGCGCUCUUGUCUCUGAUCCUGCUGCACCUGCCCAACCGUGACGCUCUCUUACUGAGCGUCGAGGGCAUCCAUGGCUCUGGAUUCGGCGGUUCGGGCUCGGCCAUGGCAGCGCUUGUGCGGACAGACUCUUCCAAGCCGCCCGGCUCGCAAGGCGCGUCACCGGCGACCUUUAGCAGCCCGGCCAACAGUACGGCGGCGACCGUGGGCAUGAACAUGGUGACCAACUUCAAUGCUGUCACGAGCAACAGCUUUGGUGUGGGUGCUGCUAGCGUGGGAAGCAACCAUGGCGCGACUCCAGGCGGUGGUGUGGGCGGCGUGGCCGGGCUGGCACGGACCAGCCGCGACCAAGAGCAGGAAGCGGUCUAUGCCGGCGCCUGCAUUGCCCUGGCCAGCCUGUACGUGGAGGUGUCGUCCCUGGCGGACAAUGGCGACGCAGCCGUUGUCGGCCACGGCCAAGGAAGCACUUUUUCAACGACGACGACGACGACAUCUGCGCCAAGCGCAACAACCUCGGCUCCUUCUGCGACAAACAGCUCUGCCAACGCUACCAUGGAGGCAUCCUGUGGCCACCGCCUGGCGCUCCAGAGUCGCCUCUUUGACACGGCGCUCCUCUUGGCCGACAGCCUCUCGGACGAGAUGCGGCAGCACUGUGUGCGGGCCCUGCGCGACGCUGUCGCCAGCCGAGACGGCGGCGUUGGCGGCGACCUGCAGCCCGUCAUGGCCUACAUCCUGUCGAGCCCCGUGUCGGCGUCGAUCUACUACCCGCACCUGGUCUUGGAACGCCUGCCUCAGAUCUCGCUGUUCGGCCGCGCACCGCCCGCCCCAACACCGCGCGAGCGGUCCAACGCAAGCGACCGUGGCACCGGCGCAAACGCAUCGCAAGCGACGACGGGCACAGCCGCUUCAGCCACCCCAACACCUGGCGCGCCGGGAACCGCCGCUCCGCCUCCCGGCCCGCCUCGGAGAAUGGCCAGCGGCAUGGGCUACGGCGGUUUCUUUGGCCUCACCGGCACGAACCAGACCAAGCGCGUGCGCUUUGGCCUGAAGACAUGGGACGCUGUCUCGGAUCCCAGUCCUGCCGUGCAGGACAACGACACGGCAGUCAACCUGUGGCUGCUCGAGGCCACCAAGGUGGUUCGCCAGCGGAGACGGUAG